This is a messenger RNA of Aspergillus wentii DTO 134E9, 1380 nucleotides long. Its product is annotated as M20 family metallo-hydrolase. Lineage: Eukaryota; Fungi; Ascomycota; Eurotiomycetes; Eurotiales; Aspergillaceae. The transcript is spliced from 4 exons. Bases 1 to 1380 code for a protein of 459 amino acids. Gene Ontology annotation, molecular function: hydrolase activity, acting on carbon-nitrogen (but not peptide) bonds, in linear amidines. The record is from RefSeq and is a predicted model, not a curated record.
AUGCGCGCAACCAAAACAGCGGCCCGACUCGUUUCUCCCCACUUCACCCGAGAUUUAUCAACAGUAUCUAGAGCUCGAGGAUCAGGUCUUCAGAUAAAUUCAGAUCGGCUAUGGGAAACACUGCACGAGACAUGCAAAUGGGGUGCAGCGAACCGAUAUGGCGAGUAUCCUACGGACACUGGCAUGUCCCGAUUGACACUAUCAGAUGAUGAUGCGCGCGUCCGACGGUGGUUUGCCAGCGAGGUCGAAAAGUUGGGAUGCACCCUCACCGUCGACCAGAUGGGGAACAUGUUCGCGCGUCAAAGUGGUCAAUUGAAGUCGCCAGCACCGAUGACAGCGAUGGGAAGCCAUCUUGACACUCAACCCCGGGGUGGUCGAUAUGAUGGGAUUUUGGGCGUGGUUUCUGCAUUGGAAGUUCUACGAACCAUGCACGAGAACGGGUUCAAGACAAACUAUGAUGUCGGAGUAGUCAACUGGACAAACGAGGAAGGGGCUCGGUUUCCAAAAUCGAUGUGUUCUUCUGGCGUUUGGGCUGGCGCGAUUCCGAUCGAAAAAGCCUGGAAUUUGACCGACAUUCACGACUCAAAAGUCACACUAAAAUCUGAAUUGGAACGCCACGGAUAUCUUGGAGCAACUGCGUGUUCGAGUGACCCAGCUACUGGCUUCCCAUUGGGCGCCCAUUUCGAGUUGCAUAUCGAGCAAGGGCCCAUAUUACCUGAGAACGGCAGAUACAUAGGAGUAGUCCAGGGAGCGCAAGGAUACAAAUGGCUGACUUUCACCGUGACUGGGAAAGAUGCGCAUACGGGAACGACGCCUUUCAGUGCGCGUCAUGAUCCGUUACUCGCAGCAUCGAAGAUGAUCGUGGCUUCUAACGCAAUUGCCAAACGACACGGCGCGUUGGCCUCAACCGGAAUUAUCAAAGUACCCUCGAAUGCCUCUACGAAUACAGUUUCUUCGGAAGUUGUUUUCACCUUGGACGUCCGCCACCCAGAAGAUGGUGUUGUGCAUGCCGUUGAGCAGGAGUGCCUAGAAUCGUUUGCUCGCAUCGCGACUGAGGAUGGGAAAGGCGUCACCUUUGAAUGGACGCUGGAAACGGACUCUCCGGCAGUCAAGUUUGAUGAAUCGGCUGUUGGGGCUGUCCGUAGUGCUGCAGACCAGCUUGUAGGAGCUGGUAAGUGGAUGGAAAUGACCAGUGGAGCUGGUCAUGAUAGUGUGUAUACCAAUCGACACUGUCCCACUGCGAUGAUUUUUGUUCCGUGCCGUGACGGGGUCAGUCACCAUCCAACUGAAUACUGCAAACCCGAAGAUUGUGCCCUUGGUACCCAAACUCUACUAGAAUCCGUUGUAAACUACGAUCAGAUGCGGAUGGAGAAGAGAUAA